AUGUCAUCUAUCAGAUCAUUUGGUGAAAAAGCAACUUUGCUAUCAUCAAUACUUUUGACCUUGAUUGGACUAGGCUUAAGUAUUGCUGCUAUAUUACUUCCAUCAUGGCAGGUUGUCAAUUUGAGAGAAUAUAAUUCUAUACAUGAACACGGUCUGUGGCUUGACUGUACUAGACAUAGCAGAGAUGCAAAUGCUAAUGUUUUACUUAGACGGUAUACAACAUAUUCGGAACCUUUGCAUUGUGUCUAUAAAUUUGAUUACGAUAAAUAUUCGGGAACAUUUGAUCUCGAGGAUGAUAACAGUCCCGUUGGCGAGGUAAAUAGGCAUAAAUUUUAUGGUUGGCAUACCUCAACGUUAAUUCUACUUGGAAUUGCAGUUCUAACUUCAUUUUUAACAAUAUGCGUUGGACUUUGUGCAUGUUGCUAUGGAUCUCUCGCAUUUAUAUUUACAGCUAUCAUACUUCUCACAACAUUCCUAUCAACGAUAGCUGAAGGCAUUUUUUUUUUCUUCUCGCAUAGGGCUGAUAAUCGCUUUAUAAAAGGAAUCGUUGGAACUUACGAGCAGCGGGUUGGCCUGGCAUUUUUCUUGCAGAUGGCAGCAUGCGCAUGUCAUUUUCUCGCUUUUCUCAUAUCACUUGUUUACGUUUAUUUUUCAUUUACUUCAAAAGACGAUCUUAGCGAUAAUUAUAGCCUUAACAGAAGCUCGAAAAUGACAACAACAAGUACGGGGCGCAUGAUGGAUUUUGAACCACAAAUGACUUUUCAACAACAUCUUCACCCAGCAAGCAUACGUCCACCAUAUUAUUCAAGACAAGAACACUAUCAAAAAAAUGCGGUCGGCAGUAUGCCUGAAUUAGGAAUUCGCCAUCCAUCCAUCGAUGAAAUUGGCCAACGAGUAAGAACAAAAAGUGAAACAUGCGUGUGA
Molecule: messenger RNA, 924 nt
Organism: Dracunculus medinensis (Guinea worm)
Lineage: Eukaryota; Metazoa; Nematoda; Chromadorea; Rhabditida; Dracunculidae
Source: the annotation of a GenBank genome assembly